AAACACUACGGGCGACCGUGCGUCGACUGUUUACAUUUUCCUUAUACUAAACUCCAGAUUAGUUGUACGAAUUAAUUGACCUAAGUCACAGUUGGUUGUAACCAAUUUGACAAGGUCACAAAAUAAAGAAAAAAAUAUUCGACAGACGAUCCUAAGAUGCGAUCGGCCCUUUUCACGUGUGCAGUACUAGUCUGCUCCAUAUUGGUAACUCAUGGCCACUAUAGGCAAUGGGCAGCGACAGUUGAUUCGUUGAUACACCUAACCGACAUUGUAAAAGCCAAAGAUCGUCUUUACACUGUGACAUUUUCAGGAGACGUAGUUACCAUAACCUCAAUUUUUGACAGUGAAUCCAAGACGUGAGAUCUCAACGUAAUGCAGCCGAACGAAACCUUGAGUGACAUAGAUUUCGGGGUUUUCACGUUGGGCAAUGGUAAGAUAGUCGUGAGGGCGAGAGCAUUGGGCAAAAGCAAAGCGUAUACAGGAAAUAACACUCUUGGCCAGGAUUUGUUCAUCAUAGACGAUCCGACAGACUGCUCGAGUCUUAAGACUUUCAGAGUGCAACAGCAAGAGCAUCGAGUACUACUAGCCUUCAUACCAUAUCAAAAUACCUUUGAUUUAAUUUACCGAAGUCGUCCUACAGAGAAUCUGCAAAAGGCUCCUCAACGAUAUAACGACCAGGGAGAGCAAGUUCAGUUGGAUUCUUUUCUCUGCAACGAGCAUGAAGUCUCGCCGAAGUUCAGAAUAGCAACCAUAAAGCCGUACGACUCAUCAGCGGGUUACAUUGCAAUUAAUGGCACUAAUUAUCAGCUGGUACUCAGACAACUUGAUUCGCGAUUUGAAACAAUAAUAGAGACACCCAUAGAUGAAUUUGAAAGUCUGUCGACAGCCCAUGGUAAUAUCACCUAUUGUCAAAUAACAUCGGACGCUAUUUCAGAUAUAAAUAAGAACGAAAAACAGCAGCGCUGCCACUGCCAUUUCCUCGAUGCUAAACUGAAUAAGAAGGCGACUUUUAUGGUAGCCAAGAAUAAACACGCUCGUCAGGCCGUUCUCUCUAAUUUGCCUAACGGUGGAGCUGUAAUCGCUGUGGCCUACGAAGAUAAGCCUAAUGUUAAGACUGGGAACAACGAUCCAGAUGUGAAACAGUAUUACCUGCAACUCAUCGAUACCGAUAGAAAAUCCCGAGAACCUGUCAUGAUCACGGAAAAGUCAAUCUGGAACCACAAAAUGAAAUUGUUUGAUAUGGGAAACGGACAGAUUUGCUUUUACAUCGGCGGCGAAACGGUUCAUUUCAAGGGGCCUGGAACCCUAAAAUAUGGCGUGUGGAUCCAUUGCGUCAAUGUCUCAGAUUUGUAGAUAUAUGCCAAGGUUUGUUGUUGCCAAAAGAAGAGCUGAUAUUCUUGACAAUUAACUAUGCACAUCAAACGAACCUUGAAAAAUUAGUUUUAUUAAUAUUUUACCAAAUUUUAACGACAUUACAGAAUGAUUGUAAGAAUGUGUAUUCAUGAUUUUAUUUUGUACGUUUAAUUUUUUCUUAUUGGAACCUAUUGUAAAAUAACAUGCACGAAUUCUGUAUUCGAAUUGUGGAAUUAUUGAAUAAAUGGUUCAGAAACAAAAUUUCCACUGCUUUAAAAAAA
This is a messenger RNA of Nasonia vitripennis (jewel wasp), 1634 nucleotides long. RefSeq lists its product as uncharacterized. NCBI's taxonomy places the organism in Eukaryota, Metazoa, Arthropoda, Insecta, Hymenoptera, Pteromalidae. The transcript has 2 exons. The coding region runs from base 373 to 1353 and encodes 326 amino acids. The record is from RefSeq and is a predicted model, not a curated record.